This is a messenger RNA of Prorocentrum cordatum, 1087 nucleotides long. Lineage: Eukaryota; Dinophyceae; Prorocentrales; Prorocentraceae. The record is from the annotation of a GenBank genome assembly.
AGGGCCACUUCGGCCCGAACGCGACCCCGCCCCGCGGCGAGGCCCCUGGCAGGCACUGGGAGCCCAGCGCGUUCCUCGGCCAGCGAGCGCCCCCGACAAUGCGCCUGUAAUGGCGGCGGCGAUGGCCGCGGGGGCCGCGGCGGGUCCUGGCGGCGGCGCGGCGGGCGAGAGGCCCGCGCCCAGGUACACUCUGUCGCAGUUCAGGGCCGCCAAGGAGCUCGGUUCCGGCUCCUUCGGCGUGGUGCGCCAGGCGGUGCACGAGGACACCGGGGAGGUCUUUGCGAUGAAGGUCCUGGAGAAAGAGCGUGUUGUGCGGCGCGGGCUGCAGACCCAGUUGCGCCGUGAGGUGCUGACGCAGCUGCGCGUGAGGCACGCCAACGUCGUGCGGCUGCACUACUACUUCGAGGAUGCGGCGAAGAUCUACUGCCUCUUGGAGUACGCCGACGGGGGCCAGCUCUUCGCCUACCUGCGGCAGCAGCGAGGGUGCGUGCCAGAACGCCAGGCCGCCGCCUUGUUUGCGGACACCGCGGCAGGCCUGGCCUACCUCCACGGCCUCCGCGUGGCGCACCGGGACCUGAAGCCAGAGAACAUUCUUCUGUUCGGUAAGGCCCUCCGCGCGAAGAUCGGUGACUUCGGCUGGUGCGUUGAGAUCACCCCGGAGCAGCCGACGAGGAACACUUUCUGCGGCACCCUGGACUAUGUGGCCCCGGAGAUGCUCGCCAGCGAACCCCACGACACAACCGUGGACCUCUGGGCUCUGGGGGUGCUGCUCUACGAGCUGCUGCUGGCGCGCUCGCCCUUCGCCGGGAGCUCCCAGAAGGAGACCAUGGACAGGAUCUGUGAGGUGCGCCUGGAGCUGCCCCCGCGGGCGGUGCCUCCUGGCCCCGAGGCCAUCAUCCGCGGGCUGCUGGUGCGGCACGGGAGGGACCGGAUGCCGCUGGCGAGGGUGCUCCAGGACCCUUGGGUCUUCGCCAGCAGCGCCCCCGACGCCGCGCCGCCCCCGGGCGGCGAGGACGACACGGACGCCACGCGGGCUGUGGUUCGCGGCGCUUCCACCGCGUGCCCCCCCGCCGCGGGCGGCCCAGGC